Messenger RNA from Peromyscus californicus insignis, 2078 nucleotides. RefSeq lists its product as uncharacterized. The transcript is spliced from 7 exons. The record is from RefSeq and is a predicted model, not a curated record. The coding region runs from base 1 to 993 and encodes 330 amino acids. NCBI's taxonomy places the organism in Eukaryota, Metazoa, Chordata, Mammalia, Rodentia, Cricetidae.
AUGCGGGCCCAAAAAGAGCCCAAAGGCAAAAGGAUUGCAGACUCUGCUCGGGAACAGCCCUGCACUCCAGCCACUGCCUGGUCGCUCGUGGGCCCGCUGGGCUCGGCAGUUCGGUGGCGGCCGCGCCUUUUCGAGCGCUCAGCCGGGUGGAGGGCGCAGGCAAGGCGCACAGUUCUGAGUGCGCCCCUACCCGGUCCGGGCCUGCUGCAGCCCCGACUGUCGGAGAGCCUCUCCGCAGAAGAGGGUUGUGCGCAGCCCUCUGAGCCCACCUCCUGGCCACACUGCCGCCAGCGCUUCUCCGGCUCAGGCCGGAAGCAAUACGCUGCUUCCAAAGCCGAUCCGGAGCUGGCCGACCCCAGACUGAUUCUCAACAGGUGGCUGGGGAGCCCCCACACUCCGUUGGCCGUGCGGGCCCAUCGCACACACGGCGGCGAAGCCACCUUACCCCACACCCCACACUUCACCCCGCCGGCCCAAAAAUUGACCACCCGCGCCCGAGUCGGGGGAGCCAGGAGGAUCCCCCAGGGUAGGGGAGCAGGGGGGAUCUUACCUGCCGUAAGGAAUACACUACCUGAAGUUAGUCGCAAGUCAGCUUCAAUCACGGAAAAAUCACGUCUAGAAGAUUCCAUGAAGCCGCUUCCAAUCGCACGAGAACACGUGCGCAACACCCUUCAAGUGUCAACGCUCUGGAGACGGCGGCGUCUCACCUCCCAAGGUGUCUUCACUCCCAGAGGGCCGGGGCUCCGCCGCAGCCCGACACUGGGCUCGCGCUUAGAGAGGAGCCUUGGUCGGUUAGUGUUCGUGGAGGGGUGCGGCGGCUUCUCUUGUCUGCUGCUCUGGCCAUCGCGCCUUCCGGCCCGGCUGCCCGCUGGGUCUCCAUGGAUGCAGGAGUGCGGACGAUGGAACGGCGGCAGCGGCCGGCCGCCGUGGCCCGGAGUCCCCGGAGCACCUGGCGUCGUGGGCUGGUGGAGCUGCGCGACCGGGUCAGAGUAAAGGCCCAGGAGCCCCGCGACUCAGCGGGGCGGGUCUGGGGUCACUGCGGGGUGACGGGGCUGGGGAUCUGGCUUUGUUUCCCUCUCUAGUCACACUGCACACUUCCUUCCAGCCCCCAGCCAGCCUCCAAGACGCUGAGCCCUGGUCCUGUUUGUUUUUCCAGCCCCGAGCCCUCCACCCAGACGCACAAAUAGCCCUCGAGGCUGCCCCAGGCCGUGGCCCAGCUCAGGCCGCAGUCCAGCCUCCGCCUCGCCACGAGUUCUGGCCCCGCAGGAAGCAGAGGGGACAGGAGGGCUUCAGGGUCUUCCUGGAGCCAGAGGGCACAAGGGACAUCGGGGAGGGGGAGGGGGGGCGGGAACAGUUCAGGGCUUCAGCGGGCUGUGAAGGCCCAAGAUCUGGGCUCAGAGGGGCGCAUGUGACUUGAGUGGCGGCUUCUGGGCCUCGGACGUGGCCAAAGAGUGGGGAUAACGGUGGAGCUAACCGAAGGACUCCAUGUAGGACCCCAUCAAGCUUGGGCCUUGAACGCCACGUCAGUCAUACCUACAAAACCAAUGGCCCUUUGUGGGUCUGCUGUCCCCCCCUCACCUCUUGCAGGAUACCUCGCGAGGCAGUGGAGCCGUGUCCCCGGUGUCGCGCUGCCUGUCUCCCCCAGCCGGAUCACAGGCCUGCCUGCGGUGUCCACUUGGAUAGUCUCCCUGGCCCUUGGCCUAUCCCAUCCUCGGGAGCCCAGUGUCUCCUCCCUGGUGCUCCAGAAGCCUUACCCCUCACCCUCUAACCGCGAUGGCCCUACCAGAACCACCACUCCAGACCGCUCGCGGAACCAGGGUCCAGCUUUGUGCGCCGCGGCGGCAUCCCAACGCCCAGCGUCGUCUCAGGCUCUCUCUGCGGACUCGCAGUAGAGACGCGCUCGGGCGUUAUUUCUCAAGCAUCGCCCAUUUUACCUAAUCCCUUAUGUUUUUAUUUUAAUCCUACACAUUACAGUUAAUCUGUAAUGAUACCGCUUCGGAUGAACCUGUUGCAUCCGAGGCACUGCAAUUUGUAACCUUGGAAACUGUUUUAAAUAAAGAUUAUAACAGUGGUGUCAA